AUGUUUUCAAGCUUCAUUUUGGCAACGCCAGAACAGGACGCUGAAGUUAAGUUUUUUGAAAUUUUAACUAAUUGUAUGAAAGAAUACGCCUUGACCGAGGACGAUAUCAAUAAACUCAAAGAUCUUGCGCUACCAACCGGAGCAAACAGUCCUUGUUACAUGGCCUGCGUUAUGAAACAAUUUGGUGUGAUGGACGACUCCGGCAUGGUCCGUGCAAAUAUUGACGCAGAAAAAGCUAAACCAUUAGUUAAAGAUCCUGAAGGACUAAAUAAACUUGACGGAUAUCUGGAAACUUGCUCAUAUGUAAACAACGAAUCUGUUAGCGACGGUGAAAAAGGUUGUGAUCGGGCCGUGCUUUUUUACAAAUGUAUGAUGGAAAAUGAUAUAAAGAUUUUCCAAUUCUAA
Messenger RNA from Arctia plantaginis, 405 nucleotides. The record is from the annotation of a GenBank genome assembly. NCBI's taxonomy places the organism in Eukaryota, Metazoa, Arthropoda, Insecta, Lepidoptera, Erebidae.